Messenger RNA from Hyaloscypha bicolor E, 1517 nucleotides. RefSeq lists its product as uncharacterized. Lineage: Eukaryota; Fungi; Ascomycota; Leotiomycetes; Helotiales; Hyaloscyphaceae. The transcript has a single exon. The record is from RefSeq and is a predicted model, not a curated record. Bases 233 to 1309 code for a protein of 358 amino acids.
AUAUUUUGAUGAACCUUUCUGUUGACAACCAGCGAAAUGGAAAGCACGAGACGACCUCUACGCCUUCCUUCUUAAUCACUUCUUCUCAUCUCUUGAGGAUGUCAAUCGAAAGACUCUUCUCCCUCACACACUUCAAUCGCAUUUCCAAGCAUCGGAUCAGAACAUCAUCCAGACAUCGCAACGAACAGAUUUCUCGCAUCAGGAUCAAUUCAUCUCCGAUCAGGCAUUGGAAAUGAUACCUUCUCAACAACCUCUCCUACUACUACUCUACUUCGCCAAACCAUCCAUCGCAACCGCAAACAUCAUCCAAGCAAACGCACUCAAUUUCAAUUUCCAUCCGACGAACCCUCCACCGAACAUCACAAUGCAUCCCACACUCAAACUCCGAGCCCCAACCUUCCCCGAAACAACAACAAUGCCUCCUCCUCCCGCUCAGCUGCUGCAACAAAACUCCGCUUGCAACGUUGUAGGACAAGCGAUUGCGAUCUGCAACACCCUGACUCCAGGCUUCAACACGCUGCAACCGACUGCACAAGCACACUGUCUCUGCUACUCCAGCACGUCUUGGAGGCCGUCCAUCUUCGACAACGCGGUAAAGACAUGUGCAGACUACGCCUUCACAGCCGCGCCUGGGGCAUACAACCCACUCGCAAACCUCGAAGGAUUCUGCCAAGGCAUCGGCGACGUGAACCAGGAGGACGCUCCUGCUCCGGUCUUCAGUCUAACGACUGUGUACCAGAGCAUACAAAGCUCAGGAAUGAGUAUGAGCACCAGUAUGUCCGCCUUCUCAGGCCAACCCUGCAACGCCGUCAACGCAAUGCUAAACGACUGCUCCUCCUCCUCCAACGGCUUCUGGAGUCUUCAGCCUAGCGAUCGAGCCAAGUGUCUCUGCUACGUUAGCGCAAGCUCGUGGUGCCCUACUGCCUUCGACAAUGCGGUGCAGACGUGUGAGGCGUUUGCGAUAACUGCGGCGCCGAGCGUGUAUGCUGCUGUUAGUAGCUUGGGAGGAUUCUGUGCUGGUGUGGGUGAUGUGCUGGCUACUCCUAUUCCGCCUGCUUCAUAUUCUGUGGCGACGACGUUGAGUGCCGUUGCUUCUCCGACGCCAAGUCUUGGUCCGAAGUCGACGAAGGGAUCGAGUUCUGGAAAUGGAGGGGUAACGAGCACGACGGAUAUCGAGACAACAAUCACGAUUGGAGGAACUCGAGGUACUCAGACGGCAAACAGUGGUGGAGUGAAAUUGGAGAGAAUGAGUGAGGGGCAGGUGGUGGCAUUCAGCUUUCUUUGUGCUUUGCUGGUGCUUUUUUUAUGAGUGUGGCUCUGCUGAGCGGAGCCAUCUUUAGACGUUUCAUUAGGAGAAGGGGGAAGAGCUGAUCCUUAUGAAAGAUCAUAGGGGCCAUGAGGGGUGGAGGUAGAAGAUAUAUUUGUAAAGCAGAAAGCUGUCUUGGAAUAGAAAAUUCUUCAGCGAGAGGUCCUAGCACCAUCGUACAAAACUCUCUUUACGCAUUUUCAAGUCAAAA